Funneliformis geosporum is the source of this 761-nucleotide messenger RNA. The record is from the annotation of a GenBank genome assembly. NCBI's taxonomy places the organism in Eukaryota, Fungi, Glomeromycota, Glomeromycetes, Glomerales, Glomeraceae.
UGAAUGAAGUUUAUCAGGAAGAAAUCGAUGAACUAAAUAAAGAAAUGGGCGGUCUCAAACAACAACAAUUGGAUAAUUUAAUUAAACUGAUGAAAAGUGUUAAAAGAUUGAAAAAACAGCAAAACCAAUCUAAUGAUAAGGAUUUAUCCUCGGGAAACACUGAUGAUAGUCAAUCCCAAGGCGAAAGCGAAAAAACCUGUGACAAAUGCGGAAAAAAAGGAACUAAAUAUGGCAUCCCAAGUAAAAACGAUGGCAAGGAAUUUUGUUCUAAAACUUGCGGUGCUGAUUAUUAUCAUCAACAAAAACAAGGUAAUUCCUCCUCAGAUGACAACCAUGCCAAAACUUGUGACCAAUGUAGUAAAGAAAUUAGCGAAGGUGAAAAAACUUAUUAUGCUGAUGCUGAUAACAAAACUGGGACUUUGUGUUCAACUUGUUUAGACAAGGAAUUAGAUGAAGAAAAAUCAGACACUAACUUAUGUCCCUCUUGUAAUGAAAUUAGUAGCGAGAGCGAACUAGAAGAACAUAUUAACCAAAAUCCUCAGUGUAAAGUUGCCGGAGAAGCUUAUGAACAAGUGGAAAAAGGGAUAAAAGUCGAUGUGGAUAAAUUAAAUUUGUCCAAACAAGACUUACCAACUAAACAUAAAAAAGAAUUAAAAAAAUUAAUGAAAGAGUUAGGGAUUAAAAAUUAUUCUCAAAAAGAUAACACCGAAGACAUUUUGGAACAAGAUCAACCAAAAAAACCAUUUUACCAACAACCUUGA